Molecule: messenger RNA, 4114 nt
Organism: Lymnaea stagnalis (great pond snail)
Lineage: Eukaryota; Metazoa; Mollusca; Gastropoda; Lymnaeidae
Source: the annotation of a GenBank genome assembly
GGGCUGAAAAAGCUUUCCCAACUCAAACAGUGUCAUCCCACAAGAAUUUGUUUCAAGCCUCGGAAAAGGGUAGGGUGGCGUGGGGCGUAUGCCCCCUUGAAUUUGAAGGUUUUAUUUAAAUUGCUAUUUACUAUGACGCGUCCAGUAAUGAACAACUUAAGCCGACAAGGUUUUGCCCCCCCCCCCACCCCACACUCUGAAAAAACCUGAAAGGACGGCCCUGGAUUUACAAAACAAGAGUUGUAUGCAUUUAGAUGUUGUUGUUUUUUUUUUACAUCAAUAACUUUUAAUUUAAGAGUUUUAACAAAGAGUAAGUCCUAACGGAAAAUUCCAGAAAACCAUAUGUUUGUGUCUUUGUGUGUAUCUGGGUGUGUGUAGGAGUGUGUGUUUCUGUCUGCGUCUGUGUAUGUGUGUGUGUCUGUAUCUCUAUGUGUGUGUGUCUCUGUGUGUAUGCGUGUCUGUAUAAGAGACCGACCGAAUUUCGGUUUCGGCGCCGAAAGUGGCAAUUUUAUCACUUUCGGCCAAGUUUCGGUUUCGGCCGAAACUGAAAGUUAACUUUCGGCUUAAUUUUGGUUUCGACUGAAAGAGAAAAGUUAACUUUCGGUCUUUUUCGGUUUCGACCAAAAUUGACUUAGAGUUUCGGCCAUCCGGCCGAAAGUGACUGAGGUUUUUCGUCAUCUAAUAGUCAGCGAAAGCGAUAUUUAACAACAAAAUAAGUGACAUUUAAGAACAAAUUAAACGAUCUUUAAAACAAACUAAGCGAUCUUUAAGAACAAUCUAAGCGAUCUUUAAUUAAAAAAAACUAAACGAUCUUAAAGAACAAACUAAGCGAUUUUUUGAGAACGAACUAAAGGAUCUUUAAGAACAAAACAAAUGAUCUUUAAUAGUAAACUAAAUAAUUUAUAAGAAUAAAUUAAGGGAUAUUUAACAGAAAACUAAUUGUUCUUUAGGAACAAACUAAAAGAUCUUUAUGAACAAGCUAAUCGAUCUUAAGGAACAAAAUAAAUUAUCUAUAAGAACAAACUAAGCGACCAUUAUGAAAAAGCUAAGAGAUCUUCAACAACAAAUAUACGAUCUUUAAGAACAAACUAAACGAUUUUUAAUAAAAAACUAAAAGAUCUAUCAAAACAAACUAAAAGAUCUUUAAGAACAAAAUGAAUGAUCUUUAAGAACAAAUAAGCAAUAUUUAAGAACAAAAUGAAUGAUCUUUAAGAACAACUAAGCAAUAUUUAAGAACAAAAUCGAUGAUCUUUAUGAACAAACUGAACGAUCUUUAAUAACACAAACUAAGCGAUCUUUAAGUGAAACUUCGCUAUCUUUUUUGAACAAACUAAAUGAUCUUUAAACAAAAACUAAGCGAUCUUAAAGAAAAAACUAAGUGAUUUUAAAAAACAAAAUCAACGAUUUUUAACAACAAACUAAGCGAUCUUCAUGAACAAACUAACCGAUCUUUACAACAAAUAAAGCGAUUAUUAACAAAAAACUAAACGAUCUUUAACAACAAGAUGUUAUAUUGGAUGUGUAUUUAUUAAUAUUCAAGAUUAUCUCAUUUUUUUAUAAAAAGAAUGUAAAUAUUUAUACUUCCCCCAUCAAUUUCGAUGUAUGCAGAAUGUAUGCGGGAACGAAUUUCAAAAUAUCUAAAUAAUUCAUUUUCGGUUUCGGCUUCGGCCGAAAGUCAUUUUUAACUUUCGGCCUUUUUUCGGUUUCGGAAAAUAGGCUUCAGCCGAAACCAGAAAAUCACUUUCGGUCGGUCUCUAGUCUAUGUUUGUGUAUAUAUGUGUGUGAGUGUGUAUGUGUGCGUGCGUGUUUGAGCGCGCGCGCGUGUGUGUGUGUGCUUGCAAAGGCUUAAGACUAAUAUCAUAUUAGUCAUAUUAGAUUUAUUUGAAUGAAAUGCUGUGACCUAGUUUCUGGUGCAACUUUUAAAUUUUAUGAAAUGAGUUUAAAUUAUAGAAAACCACAAGUUUCUACAAUAAUUUAUUUAAGGUAUGUUGUAUUAUUAAGCAAAAAAUGGGAAUUUAUGCGGACAGUUAAAUAUGUAGACCAAAGAAUUAUUUCAAAUAUGUUUCGUAUGGAAAAUAUUUUCAAUGUUCUUUUAUAUUAAAUGGAAAGAGACAGACCAAUCACUAUCAAAUCCAAAUUAAAGCUGUUAUCGUUUUCGUUAUCAGAUUCCAUGUUCCUUGGGAACACCAGCAACCUAAAUUUCGCUGUAAACAAUCUACCGAAUGAAUGCUCCCAUGGUUUGACCGUGACCCAGAACAGUCUUAUCAUCAAGUUCUCUGGUAAGAAGAGCGGUUUCAAUCUUUAAGGAGGUUGGCAGCCCAGAGACUUCAGUAAAUUAAAAGACACAACAAAAAACACCAAAAAUUGUUGAGUCGUUUACGUCAACUCAAUGUGGAGAUGAAAAGUCAUGGAUACUUAGGAAUGGAAGGAUGUGGGAGGAGCAGGAUAGUUCCUUCAACGCUGUAGUGCCACUGAUGAUGAUCAUGACAGUUAACCUUAAGUAUAUUAUAAUUAUGUUAUUAUUACACCGAACUUACUCUGCUUCAACGAUAUUCAUAUAAAGAUGGAAAUUUUCAUUUUCUUUCUUCAAGGUCAUUAUUACAUCUACUGCAGCAUUCGCUUUCGCCAAACUGAUAUUAACUCGCCAACAAAAAGUGUAAGUAUUUGUAGAGGUGAUUGAUUUCUUACACCUCCUCUUAAAAUAUCCCACAUUCAUAGAACAUAAUAAACCUAAUAAUUGUUGAAUAUAAAUGUUAUAAUAAUGUAAUAUACCAAGAUCUUUUGACAACAUGAAAAUCGGGGAUAAAAUAAAGAUCCAAAAUUAAACAAAUCAAUAUUUUUUUAAUAAAUUUAUUGAACUUGAAAUAAAGAUCUAAUAUAACAACAGCCGCGUUAACAUUAUUUCAUUGAGAAGGUACCAACAUCUUGUCUCCGUGACCAAUAGUGAUUUGUGAAAAUAUAACGAUUACGUGUCUUCUUGCCUAAUUGCGUCUCUUUUCAAAUAUGACAGUCUCGCAAAGUUCAUUUUCUUUAAUUAAAAAUUUAGCAAAACAAUUUUGAUAACUGUGUCUUUUUUUCAGUACGCGUCAUUUUUACACAGGAUAAAUUCUGGAGAACCUGAAAGAACUGGAGUGCUUCUGAAAUCUGUCAUCACGGGAUUAAAGAGCUCUAAGGACACUACAUUCAUGGGUCAGCAGACAUCUCUUUAACUAUUGAGUAGUGAAUAUUAAUUAUCGGAAAUACAAGUUUAAUUCUUAAAAGUUUCUAAGGAUUUGUUUGUUUCUUUUUUCUUUUUUUAAAAAGCAAACACUUAUACUUUGUAAGACUCAGAUGGUACUGUUUAAAUUAUAAAGUUACAAAACGUCAGAGCAUCAUGGUCUUCAAGGUAUAACUGUGGAUAGAAGACGUAUCUUCUUCUUCUUCUAUAUCUUAAGGGCCCACGAUCAAUUUAUUGAUCAUUUUGGCUCCUAUGCAUGUAGAUGGGAUUUGCAAUGUUUCUGUUACUGGUGGUGAUGAGGAAAUUAUGCACUAGGGGUUUGAAGGCUUGAGGCAAUAGACACAAAUGUGUCUAGUGUUGUCGUAUUAUUCUCUUUAUAAAUAUUAUCAAACAAUUUGCCUCGUAUUUCUAUAAAGAAAAAAAAAAAUCUUAAUGGCUAAAUUGACUUCACUAUUUUUGCAGGUGGUGUCUUCUUCUUAAGAGAACAUGACAUAAUACAAGUCGUUGUGACCGAUUCAGACAGCGUCGACUACAAAAGUGAGUCUACGUUCAUAGGAUUGUUUCUACUGGCCAGUCGCCGAACAUUGAUGCCUGGUUGAAAUUGACUUAAACAACCGGGCUUGUCUUGUCCAGGGGGUCACAUUCGCCUAAAGCUGUUUAGCUUCAGAGUAUUUUAAUUUACAAGUUCAAUAGCAGAUUUCAGUGCGCCUUUUACUAUAAUUCGAUGAUACAAAAUAAGAAAUAUCUUUUUUUUAAAAUGAUAACAUAAAUUUCAAAAAGAAUGCAAAUUGAUUACAAAUAAUCUUUACAGAGAUUAUUUUAAUCUGUAAUAUAAUAUAAUCGUUAAAGAUAGCUAUCUACCGGAACAAUGUUGCAAGACUAUUUCAACUUCUAAAU